ACAAAUUGUAACUGUUUGAUAAAUGAUAUCUUAAUUCUCGAAUGCAAAAUGCUUAAUUCAGUUAAUUCUUCAUUAAAUUCUUUUGGUAAUAGGUAUUCUAAAAUUUCUAAACAGUAAACAGUAAAUUGUAUCCUAAUAGUGAAUUGUUAUUUAUAAAUACUUACUUAUCUAUAAUCGAUUUGUAUAAACGAACGUGGGUAAAUUUUCGAGGGUAAACACUAAAUAUGGAAUGUUUAUUGCUGUCAACUGCUAUAAUAACUUAUUAAGUACUGAUACAUGUAUGAAAAUCAAACAGCAUAUGUAAACAAAUCUAUACAUUGUACGAAAAUACAAUUAAAAUUUAUUUAAUUCAUUUUGAAUAAUUUACUAUGGUUCGAAGUGGCAGCGAUAGAGUUCAUCGUAAACGCUCAAGAAGUCGUUCACGGAGUCCUCGUCGCCAUCGUCGUAGUAGUAGAUCUCGAUCUCGAUCACCUCGUCAUAAAAUACAUAAAUCAAUAAGAGACAGAAAAAAGUCUAGAUCUCCUCGUCGUUCUCGGUCUCCGCGUAACAAAAGAAAAUCACCAGAACGUAAACCUGAAGAAGUACCUUUUGAUCCAACCAAUCCAGAUAAGGAAACUGAACAAAAAAAACUUGAAUUAGAAAUGCAAAAGCGCCGAGAGCGUAUUGAACGCUGGAGAGCAGAACGCAAAAAAAAAGAAUUAGAUAGUGUAAAAAAGGAUGUUCGAACUACAAUUAUGUCCAACCUACAAAUACCUUCAAAAAAAUGGAAUUUAGAAGAUGAUAGUGAUGAAGAAGAGGAAGCAAAAAAUAAUGCUGAGAAAAUGAUUGAAGAAGAAGAAAUUGAUCCUUUAGAUGCAUUUAUGCAGGGUGUUCAAGAAGAAGUACGUAAAGUUAAUAAAGUAGAUGGACAUCGAAGUAAUUUAUCAGAAAAAAAUUCAUUAAACGACCUUAAACAAAAUCUAGGAGUUGACACUACUAGUUCAGGUGUUGUGAUUGUGUCUGGAGUAGCGAAGAAAAAAGAUAAUAACACCAGAGGUGAACUCAUUGAGCAAAAUCAAGAUGCCUUAGAAUAUUCGUCUGAAGAAGAACAAGAAGAUUUGAAUGUAGCUGCAGCUAGUUUAGCUAAUAAACAAAAAAAAGAAUUACCGAAAAUUGAUCAUGCUGAAAUGAGUUAUUUACCAUUUAGAAAAAAUUUUUAUGUUGAAGUUCCAGAAAUAGCUCGUAUGACUUCUGAAGAAAUUGAAAAAUACAAAGAAGAAUUAGAAGGUGUUCGAGUAAAAGGAAAAGGGUGCCCUCGACCAAUAAAAGUAUGGGCUCAUUGUGGUGUGAGCAAAAAGAUUAUGGAUAAUUUAAAAAAACAUAAUUAUGAAAAACCUACUCCGAUACAAACACAAGCUAUUCCUGCUAUAAUGGCUGGGCGUGAUCUCAUAGGUAUUGCAAAAACUGGCAGUGGCAAGACUCUGGCGUUUUUAUUGCCAAUGUUUAGACACAUUAUGGAUCAACCUCCUUUAGAAGAUACUGAUGGACCAAUUGCUAUUGUUAUGGCUCCUACAAGAGAACUUUGCAUGCAGACGGGAAAAGAAGCACGGAAGUUUACAAAGAGCUUAGGAUUAAGAGUGGUAUCAGUUUAUGGUGGUACUGGAAUAUCUGAACAAAUUGCAGAAUUAAAACGAGGUGCAGAAAUUAUUGUGUGUACUCCUGGCCGGAUGAUUGAUAUGUUGGCUGCAAAUAAUGGCAGAGUUACCAAUUUAAGACGAGUAACAUAUGUAGUAUUAGAUGAGGCUGAUCGUAUGUUUGACAUGGGAUUUGAGCCUCAAGUAAUGCGAGUAAUUGAUAAUAUACGCCCAGAUCGUCAAACGGUUAUGUUUAGUGCUACAUUCCCUCGUCAGAUGGAAGCUUUAGCUAGACGUAUAUUACAAAAACCUGUUGAAGUCCAAAUUGGAGGUAGAAGUGUUGUUGCCAAAGAAGUUGAACAACAUGUAGUUAUUGUUGAAGAAGAACAGAAAUUCAUGAAGUUGCUUGAAGUUUUAGGAGUCUAUUAUGAAAAAGGAAGUUGUAUUGUGUUUGUAGAUACUCAUGAGAAUGCAGAUACGCUCCUACAAAAAUUAUUAAAAGCUUCCUACCCAUGUAUGUCAUUACAUGGUGCUAUAGAUCAAUAUGACAGAGAUAGUACAAUAGUUGACUUUAAAAGUGGUCAAAUCAAAUUAUUAGUUGCUACAUCUGUUGCUGCCAGAGGAUUAGAUGUUAAAGAUUUGAUAUUAGUAGUUAAUUAUGAUUGUCCUAAUCAUUAUGAAGAUUAUGUUCAUAGAUGUGGCAGAACUGGAAGAGCAGGUAAUAAAGGAUUUGCAUACACAUUAGUUUCACCUGAUCAAGAGAGAUUUGCUGGUGAUCUAAUAAGAGCUUUAGAAACGUCUAAUGUAUCUGUACCAGAAUCAUUACGUACCAUGUGGCUACGUUACCAAGCAAAACAAGCUGCAGAAGGAAAACAAGUUCAUACAGGUGGUGGUUUUAGUGGAAAAGGAUUUAAAUUUGAUGAAACAGAAGCUGUUAUGGCUAACGAAAAGAAAAAAUUACAAAAGGCUGCUCUUGGUCUUCAAGACUCUGAUGAUGAAGACAUAGAAGGAGAUAUUGACCAACAAAUUGAAACAAUGCUUGCUCCUAAAAGAAUCGUGAAAGAAGUAAAAGCUAGUGCUAUAGGACUUCCAAAUCUAACCGGCUUGAUGGAAGUAAAUGGAACUCCUCAAGCAUCAGAACGACUUGAAUUAGCCAAACGUUUAGCUUCGCGUAUCCAUAUUGCUAAAAACCUUGGUCCAGAUGCUAAAGGUGCAUCACAACAAACUGCAGAAGCUAUAUUAAAAGGGGGUCUUGCUAGUUCUCAACCCGUUAUCACUGCUAAAACUGUUGCUGAACAAUUAGCAGCUAAAUUAAAUACUCGACUGAAUUAUCAACCAAAAGAUGACGAUGGCGAGAGUGAAUGUGGAGAUAGUCCUGAAGCAGGAGUAGAAGAAAUAUUUAGAAAGUAUGAAGAAGAAUUAGAAAUAAAUGAUUUCCCUCAACAAGCUAGGUGGAGAGUUACUUCUAAGGAGGCCUUAGCACAAAUAUCAGAGUAUUCAGAAGCAGGAAUAACAGUCAGAGGUACUUAUUAUCCACCACCUAAAAAUCCUCCAGAAGGAGAACGUAAACUAUUUUUAGCUAUUGAAAGUACUGACGAAUUAGCAGUGUCUAAAGCAAAAAUAGAAAUCACUCGUCUUAUCAAGGAAGAAUUAUUAAAAAUGCAAACUUCUGCGCAUCACAUGGUCAAUAAAGCCAGAUAUAAAGUCUUGUAAUUGCUAUUGUAUUUUUUUUUUUUUUUUUUUUUAUUAGCUAAGUACAA
Molecule: messenger RNA, 3373 nt
Organism: Rhopalosiphum maidis (corn leaf aphid)
Lineage: Eukaryota; Metazoa; Arthropoda; Insecta; Hemiptera; Aphididae
Gene: Prp5
Product: probable ATP-dependent RNA helicase DDX46
Exons: 15
Coding region: 369-3326 (985 amino acids)
Biological process (GO): mRNA splicing, via spliceosome
Cellular component (GO): nucleus
Molecular function (GO): ATP binding; nucleic acid binding; RNA helicase activity
Source: RefSeq, a predicted model, not a curated record